Messenger RNA from Siniperca chuatsi (mandarin fish), 1585 nucleotides. RefSeq names its product testis expressed 9 (gene tex9). Lineage: Eukaryota; Metazoa; Chordata; Actinopteri; Centrarchiformes; Sinipercidae. The transcript has 12 exons. The record is from RefSeq and is a predicted model, not a curated record. The coding region runs from base 13 to 1341 and encodes 442 amino acids.
GUUCGCCAUUAAAUGUCCUUAAAGGGCUACCGUACUGUGUCCGCGCUGAACAGUAGUAGUUGCUAUGCAACCAGAACCGCGGCGUCUCCCUGUGUCACAAUGGCUGAAAGAAGUUGUGAUAAAGACGUCCGUCCGUCCCAGCCCGUCGUCUCGCAGCCCAAGAAACGCCCAUCCUCCAGCAGUAAGGCUGAGAGGACCAAGAGGGUUGAAGUAAGACCGCAGGUAAAUUCUGCCUCUGGUCCAACAAAGAAGCAGAUGACAGAUGACCUUUUUGCUAAAGAAGAACAAUACAAACUUUUAAAUGCAGAGCUGGAAGCCAAAACAGCAGAUCUAGUAAGACAGGCAGAACAACUUAUGAGAGAGCAGAGUGAAGUUCUGUCAAAACCUUUAUCCACCCUCCUGCUCACGGACAAUGAGGAUGAAGAGGAUUCAAGGAUAAUAAAGCCUCAUCAGGGCACUGUGCGGGAGCCUGGUGCGAAGGUGGUGACCAAAAAAAGGCUCACAUCAUGUGUACAAAACAUGUGUACUGGAAAACAAGGAAAAGAGCCUCGCUGUAAAACAGCAACCCCAAAGGCGUCUCAUCUGGAUGACUUAGCAGCUGUAGAAGACUCAGCUGACUUUUUCCUGGCAAAGACGAUCCAAAACAUAGAGGAAAAGAUGGAUGACACUGUCACUUAUGAAAAUGUUGUGGAUGAUGUGUCCAACGCUGGAGACAAUGUAGGAUCAGGUAUUUCAGAUGCUCAAAUACGAGUUCUGAAGGCCAAACUACGGAUUAUGCAAGAAGAACUGGAUCAACUCUCAUGUGAAUAUUUUAAGAAGGAUGAUGAAAACGCUAAGCUUAGUGCAAAAAUUAAGGAGCUUGAGGAGGAACGAGCAAGACUGCAGAAAACAACUAGCGUUCAGCAAACGCAGAUUGAAAAGCACCGAGCUUUAGCAGAGGAAUCUGACAAAAAAUGUGAUGGCCUUCAACUGCAAGUUUCUGCUUUACACAAGGAAAUAGAAAAUCUGAAUAGAUCCCACAAACAAGCAGCAGCCGUCCACGGCACUGUGGAGGUUCGUCUGAACAGAGCCGUGGAGGAGGUGGAGAGGUUAAAGACUCAGCUGAACAAGAUGAAACAGACGAACAAGGACAAGAUAAGUGAGGAACAUCAGAGUAAAGAAAAUCUACUUGCUGAAAACAAAAUGCUAAAAAAACAGAAAGCAGAACUCAUCGUGGGUUUCAAGAAACAGCUCAAGCUGAUUGACAUUCUCAAAAGACAAAGGAUGCAUUUUGAAGCUGCAAAGCUGCUGUCGUUCACAGAAGACGAGUUCAUGAAAGCUCUAGACUGGGGGAAGUCAUAAACACGGAGAGGUUCAGCACUGAAAGAUAUUUCUGUGUGUUGUGGAGUGAAAGAUGUCAGUUUACUGUCUUUCAGAAUUUGAUUAGUAUGACAAUUAAAAACUUUAGAGUUUGAAUUCAGAGUGAAUUUAGAUUUAGAGAUUUGUCUUAUUAUCACAUUUAGCCACCAGACAACCUCAGAUGAUUUCUGGAAUGAUUUUAAUUAAGAUCCUGUCAGCACAGUCCUAAUAAAAAAAUGUCUCUCAA